This is a messenger RNA of Hevea brasiliensis (rubber tree), 1498 nucleotides long. Its product is annotated as SH3 domain-containing protein 2. Gene Ontology annotation, molecular function: protein binding. The coding region runs from base 148 to 1263 and encodes 371 amino acids. The transcript is spliced from 10 exons. The record is from RefSeq and is a predicted model, not a curated record. NCBI's taxonomy places the organism in Eukaryota, Viridiplantae, Streptophyta, Magnoliopsida, Malpighiales, Euphorbiaceae.
UGGAUGUCUCCCGUACAAGGAUACACAAAAGACUGAGAGAUUUCCCUGUGUGCGUAACAGCACAUUUCUUCCUCUCUCCCUCUCUCUCGUUGACAGCACCAAGCACAAAAACAUCUAAUCAAAACCACGCUAAAUCAUCCCCUGUGAAUGGAAGCAAUUCGAAAACAAGCCACAAAGCUUCGAGAGCAGGUUGCUAAGCAGCAACAGGCUGUUCUCAAACAGUUUGGGGCUGGUGGAUAUGGAAGUUCAGACAGUGUUAUUACUGAUGAGGCAGAACUCCACCAACAUCAGAAACUUGAGAAGCUUUACAUAUCAACGCGUGCUGGAAAGCAUUUCCAACGGGAUAUUGUUCGUGGUGUAGAAGGAUAUAUUGUCACCGGAUCCAAACAAGUUGAGAUAGGAACAAAGUUGUCAGAGGAUAGCAGGAAAUAUGGUGCUGAAAAUACAUGUACUAGUGGGAAUACAUUAUCAAAGGCUGCAUUAAAUUAUGGACGUGCUCGUGCUCAGAUGGAGAAGGAACGUGGUAAUCUACUGAAAGCUUUUGGUACACAGGUCGCAGAGCCAUUAAGAGCAAUGGUAAUGGGAGCUCCAUUGGAGGAUGCUCGGCAUCUUGCACAACGUUAUGAAAGAAUGCGGCAAGAAGCAGAAGCUCAGGCUAUUGAAGUUUCCAAACGACAGGCAAAAGUGAGAGAAAUGCCAGGAAGUCCUGAGCUUGCUAUGAAAUUAGAAGCUGCAGAAUCAAAGCUGCAAGACCUGAAGUCAAACAUGGCAGUAUUGGGGAAGGAAGCAGCUGCAGCAAUGGCUGCUGUUGAAGCUCAACAACAGAGGUUGACUCUCCAGCGACUUAUUGCAAUGGUUGAAGCAGAACGUACUUAUCACCAGAGAGUUAUUCAGAUACUUGAUCAGCUUGAAAAUGAGAUGGUAUCUGAACGACAACGAAUUGAAGCACCUCCUGCUCCAAGUACUGAGAACAACAUGCCACCACCACCUUCAUAUGAAGAAGUAAAUGGUGUAUAUGCUUCUCAAUCACAUAAUGGCUCAACAGACAGCAUGGGUUACUUUUUGGGAGAGGUUAUGCAUUCUUAUCAAGCUGAAUCUGACGUGGAGCUGACUUUAUCAGUUGGUGAUUAUGUUGUUGUUCGAAAGCUUACAAAUAAUGGCUGGGCCGAAGGAGAAUGCAAAGGGAAAGCAGGUUGGUUCCCAUUUGGAUACAUUGAAAGAAGGGAACGUGUUUUAGCAAGCAAAAUAGCCGAAGUGUUUUAGAGCUUUCAGCUGGAUUUGACUUGUGAGAUGAGGAUUUUGUUUGCUUGAUUUGCUCCGCAUAUAUAUUCAUAUGGAGGAUGUAUGUUCACAAAUAGAACGCCAUGUUGUGGUGUUACUAAUAUGAGAAAUGUAUUAUUUGUUGAUUUUUUUUUUUUUCGGGGGUGAAAGAAUGUGAUCCAGAUUUUGACCUAAGUUGUUGAUAUUGUGAAUGAUGCUUGAAGAAACCCUUUACUCA